GGCCACGGGGGGUGCGGACGCUACCAGCCGCGGAUCCGCCGCUCGGGCCUGGAGCUGUACGCCGAGUGGAAGCACGUGAACGAGGACUCGCAAGAGAAGAAAAUCCUGCUCAGCCCCGAACGGGUCCACGAGAUCUUCAAGCGGAUCUCGGACGAGGAAUGCUUCAUCUUGGGCAUGGACCCCAAAUACGCCCGGCCGGAGUGGAUGAUCUGCACCGUGCUCCCCGUCCCUCCCCUCUCCGUCAGGCCGGCCGUCGUCAUGCAAGGCUCGGCCAGGAAUCAGGAUGACUUGACUCACAAGCUGGCCGACAUUGUGAAAAUCAACAACCAGUUGCGGCGCAACGAGCAGAACGGGGCGGCCGCUCACGUCAUCGCGGAAGACGUCAAGCUGCUCCAGUUCCACGUGGCCACCAUGGUGGACAAUGAACUGCCCGGGCUGCCCCGCGCGAUGCAGAAAUCCGGCCGGCCCCUCAAGUCCUUGAAGCAGCGCCUGAAAGGGAAAGAAGGCCGUGUGCGAGGGAACCUGAUGGGCAAGCGGGUGGAUUUCUCCGCCCGGACGGUCAUCACGCCCGAUCCCAACCUCUCCAUCGACCAGGUGGGCGUGCCACGCUCCAUCGCCGCCAACAUGACCUUCGCCGAAAUCGUGGCACCUUUCAACAUCGACAGGCUGCAGGAGCUGGUGAGCCGAGGGAACAGCCAGUAUCCCGGUGCCAAGUACAUCAUCCGGCACAACGGAGACAGGAUUGACCUCCGCUUCCACCCGAAGUCCAGCGACCUUCACCUGCAAAUUGGGUACAAGGUGGAGAGACACAUGUGUGACGGAGACAUCGUCAUUUUCAACCGGCAACCCACGCUACACAAAAUGUCCAUGAUGGGCCACCGAGUCCGUAUCCUACCCUGGUCCACCUUCCGGCUCAAUCUCAGUGUGACCACCCCGUACAACGCCGACUUCGACGGCGACGAAAUGAACCUCCACCUUCCCCAGUCGUUGGAGACCCGGGCGGAGAUCCAAGAACUGGCCAUGGUGCCCCGUAUGAUCGUCACGCCCCAGUCCAACAGGCCCGUCAUGGGCAUCGUGCAGGACACCCUGACGGCCGUCCGCAAGUUCACCAAGAGGGACGUCUUCCUGGAGAGGGGGGAAGUGAUGAACCUGCUGAUGUUCCUCUCCACCUGGGAUGGCAAAGUGCCCCAGCCGGCCAUCCUGAAGCCUCGCCCGCUCUGGACCGGGAAGCAAAUCUUCUCCCUCAUCAUCCCGGGACACAUCAACUGUGUCCGGACCCACAGCACCCAUCCGGACGACGAAGACAGCGGCCCCUACAAGCACAUCUCUCCGGGAGACACCAAGGUGAUUGUGGAGAACGGAGAGCUGAUCAUGGGCAUCCUGUGCAAGAAGUCGCUGGGCACCUCAGCCGGCUCCCUGGUCCACAUCUCCUACCUGGAGAUGGGCCAUGACGUCACCCGCUUGUUCUACAGCAACAUCCAGACCGUCAUCAACAACUGGCUGCUGAUUGAAGGACACACCAUUGGUAUUGGGGACUCCAUCGCUGAUGCCAAGACCUACCAGGACAUCCAGAACACUAUCAAGAAAGCCAAGCAGGAUGUGAUAGAGGUCAUCGAGAAAGCCCACAACAACGAGCUGGAGCCCACCCCUGGCAACACCCUGCGCCAGACCUUUGAGAACCAGGUCAACCGCAUCCUGAACGACGCCCGAGACAAGACUGGCUCCUCCGCCCAGAAGUCCCUCUCGGAGUACAACAACUUCAAGUCCAUGGUGGUCUCGGGGGCCAAAGGCUCCAAGAUCAACAUCUCCCAGGUAGGACCCUCCUCCCACCACUCCGGAUCUCACUUAGUCGGUAGGACAUCGGAGUUCUCAUCUGAGGGUCCAGGGUUCAAGUCCCCGUGCAGGAAAUUGGUUUGGAAAGAAACUCAGAAGACCCCGGCAGAUAAAGAGACCGAAGUCCUGGCCCCUCAGCAGCUCCAGAGGACUCACUUCUUCUCAAAAGCUUUGUUGGAAGGCUUAAGGCUUGAUUUUAACGAACGGCUGCCUCUGGGGAUCCUGGGAGUUGAAGGUCCCACAAGCUGCUCAGUUCGGAGACCCUGCUUUAGAAGAGUUGAAGGAGCCACCCGAUAUAUAUCCCUCUUUUCCAGGUUCAAGUUCGACUACGCCAACGAGCGGGCUCUGCGCCGCACCCUCCAAGAGGAGAUGGUGAAGGACAUCCUCAGCAACGCCCACAUCCAGAACGAGCUGGAGAGGGAGUUUGAGAAGAUGAAGGAGGACCGGGAGGUGUUGAGGGUCAUCUUCCCCACGGGAGACAGCAAGGUGAGCCUCACCCACCUGCCUCAGCUUCCCUCCGGUGGCGUGUACAUCUCCCCCACCAGGAACCAUGGCUCCUCCGUCUCUUCACGCUUCCUUCUUCCUUCCCUCCCAGGCGUGAAGGACCUCAGCAAGAAACUGGUGAUUGUGAACGGGGACGACCCCCUGAGCAAGCAGGCGCAGGAGAACGCCACCCUGCUCUUCAACAUCCACCUGCGCUCCACCCUCUGCAGCCGUCGGAUGAUCGAGGAAUUCCGGCUGAGCGGGGAAGCCUUCGACUGGCUGCUGGGAGAAAUUGAAUCCAAGUUCAACCAGGCCAUUGACAUCCUUUGCCGCUUGGAGCACACCACCCUUCGCAAGGUCACGGCCAACACGGCCAUCUACUACGACCCCAACCCUCAGAACACCGUGGUGGCCGAGGACCAGGAGUGGGUGAACGUCUACUACGAGAUGCCCGACUUCGACGUCACCCGCAUCUCCCCUUGGCUGCUGCGGGUGGAGCUGGACCGCAAACACAUGACGGACCGGAAGCUCACCAUGGAGCAGAUCGCCGAGAAGAUCAACGCCGGCUUUGGAGAUGACCUCAACUGCAUCUUCAACGAUGACAACGCCGAGAAGCUGGUGCUGCGCAUUCGAAUCAUGAACAGCGACGAGAACAAGAUGCAGGAGAGAAAUUGUGGGGGGGGAGCUGGUAUCUCUCUCACCUGCAUCUCUUCCUCCCUCCUCUUUGCAGGGAGCGGAAUGACCCCUGGGGCCGCCAGUUUCUCCCCCAGCGCGGCUUCCGAUGCCAGCGGUUACAGCCCCGGGUAUUCCCCCGCCUGGUCGCCCACUCCCGGCUCCCCCGGCUCUCCGGGACCUUCCAGCCCUUACAUUCCGUCUCCAGGGGGCGCCAUGUCUCCCAGCUACUCCCCAACCUCUCCCGCCUACGAGCCACGCUCGCCCGGGGUGUACACCCCGCAAAGCCCCAGCUACAGCCCCACCUCUCCUUCCUACAGCCCCACCUCUCCUUCGUACUCGCCGACUAGUCCCAAUUACAGCCCCACCAGCCCCAGCUACAGCCCCACCUCCCCGAGUUACUCGCCGACGUCGCCCAGCUACAGCCCAACGUCGCCCAGCUACAGCCCCACCAGCCCCAGCUACAGCCCAACGUCACCUAGUUAUUCUCCAACCAGCCCCAGUUACAGCCCGACGUCGCCCAGCUACAGCCCGACGUCACCCAGCUACAGCCCAACCAGUCCUAGUUACAGCCCGACGUCACCUAGUUAUUCUCCAACCAGCCCCAGCUACAGCCCAACAUCGCCCAGCUACAGCCCGACGUCUCCCAGCUACAGCCCGACCUCUCCUAGCUACAGCCCAACCAGCCCGAAUUACAGCCCGACUUCUCCAAACUACACCCCGACUUCUCCCAGCUACAGCCCGACUUCUCCCAGCUACAGCCCGACCUCUCCUAAUUACACCCCGACGUCUCCAAACUACAGCCCGACGUCUCCCAGUUACUCCCCGACCAGCCCGUCCUACAGUCCCACCUCGCCCAGCUACUCCCCCUCCAGCCCCCGCUACACCCCACAGUCGCCCACCUACACCCCCUCGUCGCCUAGCUACAGCCCCAGCUCGCCCAGCUACAGCCCGACGAGCCCCAAGUACACCCCGACCAGCCCGUCCUACAGCCCCAGCUCUCCGGAAUACACCCCGACCAGCCCCAAGUACAGCCCGACCAGCCCCAAGUACAGCCCGACUUCGCCCACCUACAGCCCGACCACGCCAAAGUACAGCCCGACCAGCCCCACUUACUCGCCGACGUCGCCCGUCUACACCCCGACGUCGCCCAAGUACAGCCCGACCUCGCCCACCUACUCGCCCACCUCCCCCAAGUACAGCCCGACCUCGCCCACCUACUCCCCCACCUCCCCCAAAGGCUCCACCUACUCCCCGACCUCUCCGGGCUACAGCCCCACAUCGCCCACCUACAGCCUUACCAGCCCGGCCAUCAGUCCAGACGACAGCGACGAAGAGAACUGAAGGGACUCCCGUCCGGACGGAGCGGAGUCGCGGCGCAACGGCGGGUUGACGAUUUGUUGAGAAGUCUGGACAUUUUGGGGGGCAGGUGGGGCAGACACGCGAGAGUCCUAGGGGAUGUGGGGAGGGGGCGGCUGACUUGCCCAGUUGCCAAAGGAAAACAAGAUUUUUAUAGGGGGGGCCAUGGGGGGGGGACUGUCUUAAUUCAGCGCCCCUCUCGGCGGUGGUGGUCGCGAUUCUUCCUUCCGACUGUUCUUUUCUGCCUGUUUCUUAGGAAAAAAACAAAAAAAAACAGCCAACCUUGUAAAACUAAUUUCCUAAUAACCCGAAGUUGGGGGGG
Molecule: messenger RNA, 4669 nt
Organism: Thamnophis sirtalis
Lineage: Eukaryota; Metazoa; Chordata; Lepidosauria; Squamata; Natricidae
Source: RefSeq, a predicted model, not a curated record